AUGGCGCGCGUGUCCAGGCGAUCUCGUCGCUCGACAGCCUCGCUUCAGCGAGUUGCCACCUUGUCGCUCCUCGCGCUCGCUGCUGCCGUCCCCGUCGCCCAAGCCAGCGUCCACGACCAUCAUGCCGGCCACUCUCCAAGCGCGGCCGCCCACGCUUCCUCUUCCAGCCUGAACCCCACCGCAUCCAUCGCAAAAGUCAUGCAACGAACACGUAGACCCUGGUUCACCGUUGCCAAAGAUCAGGUCUUCAACACGGUCUCUCGCUUUCUCUCGCACGCAUUACCCGACCCGCGCUACUUCUCCUACGAUCUGGAUCAAUUCGACGACUACCACCUCGAUGAGUUUCACCUAGCAUCGUCUGAUAGGUCUAGCCUUGACUCGGACGGCGUUUUGGAUGGCCCAGGCCUUAACUGGGGAGGUAGCACGCUCGAAGUGGUGCGAUCCCAAGCGAUCUUCCUCACUCGUUCAGCUGCGUUUGGCCCUCACGUGACCGACGAUGCAGGUCUCAAAGGAUUCCUGCUGCCCAUCACGGAUUUCUACAAGAUCCCAAAGGACGCCAGCUUCUCUACCUCGGACGCCAGCCGCGAUCCUGUCCAUGCCUGCCCGUACAAGGGUGGUCCCGGAUCGCAUCGCGACGUUGCUUUCAGCAAGUACGAAGACGAGGAUGACCGUCGGCUCUACUCUUCUUUCCACAGCGAUAAAUCAUCACAAACGGCCUUCACCUGGACACAUGAAGCAGAGAACGACCUUGACGUUACCAAACCUCCACACAACUGGAUCGCCCUGGUUGAGCGUGGUGGCGGCUGCGGGUUCGCCGACAAGGUCCGUGUAGCUCAGCAGCUUGGCGCCGUGGCGGUCGUUGUCGGGGACUCGCCUAGUCCAAAUUGGCACGGCGGCCGAACAGGCGAUCCGAACGAAGAGGGCGAUCCUGGACUGAGUGGCAAGCGUCUCAUCACCAUGUUUGCGCCUGGAGACACGAGCGACGUGCGUAUCCCUUCGACGUUCGUCACCCGUCCCAGCUACCUCGACCUGGAGCGCCUCAUCGAAGAGACCGAAAAGGAUCAGAAAGAAUGGGAGAGGCAGCACUCGUCUGAGCGCGACGGCGAACGAGCACCUCUGACACGCGGGCUCGAAAUCGUCAUUGGCAAGGAUGAUCUCGCGUGGGAGUGGCCUUUGAUCGACUUUGGCAUCCUCCUCCUGCUCCUUCCCAGCUUCAUGACGGUAAUCACCAUCAUCGUGCACCGCAUUCGCAUGGUGCGACAGCGACGUAAGGAGCGCGCGCCGGAAUUGGUCGUCCUUGGCCUCCCUUGCCUCAUUUGGCGCGGCAACGGGCAGCCCUGGGAGAAGGUUGAAGACACCGACGUCGAUCCUGGGCCGGGCAACGGCUCUUCCUCCUCCAACCCGUAUCCUGCUGACGACCUCGAAGCCAAUCCCGCCGGGGAAACCAUCCCGCUUCUCGCGGACCAGGCCGAAGCUGGACCCUCGACCGCCAAGCCUGUCAACCCAGCCUCGCUCCCGCCCGGGAGGACCUACUUUAGCACAGAUGAGUGCGCAAUCUGCCUGUGUGACUUUGUCGACGGUGACAGAGUGCGGGUGCUCCCCUGCGGACACAUUUUCCACCGUCAAGAGGUGGACGAUUGGCUGGUGAGGGUGAAGAAGCUGUGUCCUAUUUGCAAGCGCGACAUCACAGUGCCAGUGCCCCCGGGACCACCAGUGGGCGUGGUGGAGUCGGGCUCGAGUCCCGCUUUGAACGGUGUCGCGGUGGCGACAACAGUAGUAGAUGCGGACACCGGGGAACCCGCCGCGGUGCAGCAGGACGUGGACGCGGAUGUCAGCGUGGAUCUCGCUCAGCAUUUGAGCUCGGAUGACGGGCCGGGACAUCAGGACGGGCGCCAGGUGUGA
Kalmanozyma brasiliensis GHG001 is the source of this 1902-nucleotide messenger RNA. Its product is annotated as Zinc finger, RING-type. Lineage: Eukaryota; Fungi; Basidiomycota; Ustilaginomycetes; Ustilaginales. The coding region runs from base 1 to 1902 and encodes 633 amino acids. The record is from RefSeq and is a predicted model, not a curated record. The transcript has a single exon.